GGGCUUUGCGUUACAUUUCCGCAUUGUAGUGGAAAGAUUUUGUACAGAUUAGCCUUCUUAUGCAGAAGAAUUGGUGAUCAUCUCUCACCUGUGUGCACUUUCGGAACAUCUGUAACUCAGCAAAUCAAUGUAUAACUUCUAAAAUUUGACAAGUGGCAUGAGACUGAAGAUUUAGUUUGUAUUAUCAAAUCUACCACUGCAACUGAAAUUGCAUCACUUCUGUUAUUCAUAUUUAAAAUAAAUGAGCAGCAAAUUUAAGAAACACACACGUGCUUAUCACGGAGAGUCUAUUUUAUCCUAUUACAUUCGAGACAAAAACUGGGAGCAAACUGUAGAUUUGACUGGAGGGCAGACAUGCGUAUCGAUCAGUCAAAGUGUUUCAGCAGUCGAAAUAAACCAAAAAAAUGUCCAUUUUACAAAUGGAUUCCAGAUACAUCUAUUACUGUUGAUGCUUUUCGUUAUGGUGAUAUUCCUGGAUGCACUUGCUACUUUCUCUCCCAUUUCCAUUCAGACCAUUUCAGAGGAAUUCACAAGAAUUUCAAGGGUCGCAUUUACUGCAGCGAGGUAACAAAAAAUCUUUUGAAAGAUACUUAUGGUCCAAACCUAGUUAUUAGUGUUCUUGAAAUAGAAAAAUGCACGAAAAUUUGUGAUGUUGAAGUUACAGCCUUCGAUGCAAACCAUUGUCCUGGCUCCUUGAUGUUCUUGUUUCAUUUACCGUCAAAGCAGAAGACUUAUUUGCACACUGGUGACUUUCGUUAUACACCAGAGAUGUUAAUUCUCCCUAGUUCGCUGACAAACUAUUUAACCAAUGAUUGCCUUAAGGAUAUGUCGUCGAGAAUAGAUUCGGUGUUUUUGGAUACGACGUAUUGUUUUUCUCAGUAUGACUUCCCAACUCAAGAGAAAGUAAUUGAAGGAGCAGUAAAAAUUACUGCUGAAUAUCUGACUAAGGAUCGUACCACCUUAAUUAUCUGUGGAAUGUACUCAAUUGGCAAAGAACGAUUUGUUUAUGGCAUCGCGUCUGAGCUAAAUCUACAAGUUUGGUUACCGAAAUAUCAAAGUCGACUAGUCAAACUAGCUGCUCAAGGUGGUUGUGAUGUUUGUAAAAAACUGCUUCAAUGUGUAACUAAUAAUCCUCAGAAAGCUCAACUUCAUGUCCUUCCUAUGCAACAGUUAAAUUUGAAAAGUCUCAUUAAGCAUAGAAAUGAAAUGGGUAGUCCUUUACCAGCUGAUCCUUUCCAAAAGUCAUCUUGUAAAUCAAAUUCGCGUCCUGUUUUAGGCUGGCGCCCAACCGGUUGGUCUCACCGAAAGUUGAAUAGAAGUCAGACUUCAUUAAUACCCUUACCCGAGGGAGUUGUGCUGGAAGGCAGGCAAGAAAAUAUUCAUAUAUACGGUGCACCGUAUAGUGAACAUAGUAGUUUUCUUGAACUGAAAGAAUUCAUUACGCGGCUUCGUCCAUCACGUGUGGUGCCUACCGUACUCGGUAAAUCGGCGGCUUCCGUGAAAGAUACAGUAAACAGUUGGUUAACAUAACUACAGUAAAAAUUGUAAAUUUGUGAUUUCCUAACCAACUUUUAAAGUUUUAUUAAUUGUCAAUAAAAUGUAUGUACGCUUGCA
Trichobilharzia regenti is the source of this 1614-nucleotide messenger RNA. NCBI's taxonomy places the organism in Eukaryota, Metazoa, Platyhelminthes, Trematoda, Strigeidida, Schistosomatidae. The record is from the annotation of a GenBank genome assembly.